AUGUGGUUUAACUAUUUGAGGGAACCGACUCCCACGGAUCUUUUGACCUCUCCGGAGGCAUUUAGAUACUUUGAGUACGGGAUGUUCUGUAUGGGAUGGCAUACUCCCGCAAAGUUCAAGGCAAUUUACUAUAUUUUUGCCACUCUUAUUAUUGCCUGGUGUGUUGUCUACUUGCCCAUUGGAAUCAUCAUAAGUUUCAUAAAGGAUCUGAACACCUUUACCCCAAGCGAACUCUUGACAGUUUUGCAGCUAUUCUUCAACUCAGUGGGAAUGCCUUUCAAAGUGCUAUUCUUCAAUGUUUAUAUUUCGAGAUUUUACAAGGCCAAGAAGAUAUUGAGCGAAAUGGACAGACGUUGUAAUACUUUGCAUGAACGAAUCGAAGUGCAUCGAUGGGUGGUGCGUUGUAAUAUGGCCUAUCUCAUCUACCAGAUGAUCUACGCCGCCUACACCAUUUCCACUUUUCUUUCGUCCGCUUUGAGUGGAAAGUUGCCCUGGCGUAUCUACAAUCCAUAUGUGGAUUGGCGAGAGAGUAGGUCGAGUUUUUGGAAGGCUGCUUUGAACGAAACGGCACUUAUGUUGUGUAGUGUAACCCAAACCCUGAUGAGCGAUAUAUAUCUGCUCUAUGGUUUGAUCCUUAGAGCUCACAUCAAACUUUUGCAACUGCGGGUGGAGAAACUCUGCACAGAUCCUGAAAAAAGCGAUAUCGAAAAUCAAGAGGAUUUGAUUAACUGCAUCAAGGAUCACAAGCUUAUUAAGGAAUAUGCUGAAAUGAUACGACCUGCGAUUGCCCGCACAAUCUUCAUUCAGUUUCUUUUGAUUGGCAUUUGCCUUGGUUUGUCCAUGAUUAAUCUGCUUUUCUUCGCCGACAUUUGGACGGGUUUGGCCACCGUGGCCUAUAUCAAUGGUCUGAUGGUCCAGACAUUCCCCUUUUGCUUUGUGUGUGACCUCAUCAAAGCGGAUUGCGAACGCCUUGAGUUGGCCAUAUUCCAUUCCAACUGGAUGCAUACAAGUCGCAGAUACAAAACAUCUUUAAUCUAUUUCUUGAAGAGCUCCCAAAAAUCAAUUGCUUUUACAGCCGGCUCUAUUUUUCCCAUCUCCACGAGCUCAAAUAUUCAGGUGGCUAAGCUGGCUUUUUCGGUAGUCACAUUUGUAAAUCAACUAAACAUUGCUGACAGAUUGACAAAAACUUAGUUUGCAGCUCAGAAU
Messenger RNA from Drosophila takahashii, 1206 nucleotides. Lineage: Eukaryota; Metazoa; Arthropoda; Insecta; Diptera; Drosophilidae. The record is from RefSeq and is a predicted model, not a curated record.